AUGAUUUCAUGAAUAACAGGUUUUUGCAUUGUGCACCAGAUGUCUGUUGGCUCCAGCAAGAAUCAUCAUCUCUCUAUUUCUAGUGCAUUCCUUUUCAUGAACUGCAGAAGGUUGUGGUGCUCGGGGAAGAUAUUGUUUCGACAUUGGACUUGACAGCAGUUGAGAUUUUUUUUGUUGUUGAGGGGUGGGAGGCUCUGGUGUAUGUGCAGAUAGCUCUUUUAGUCUAGGUUUCGUCACUGUGCCCUUUUGGGCUUCUUCUUUUCAUUUAGUUUCUUUUUUUAGUCAUUACAAUGGCAAGACUUGCGCCUGGUUUUCGCUUUCAUCCAACUGACGUUGAGCUGAUUAUGUACUAUCUCAAACGGAAGAUCAUGGGGAAAAAACUUCUUUUUGAAGGCAUAACGGAACUCAACAUCUACAGAGUCUCCCCUUGGGACCUUCCAGGCAAAUGUUGUUAUAAAAGUAAAGAUCUGGAGUGGUACUUCUUUUGCCCAAGGGAGAGAAAGUAUGCUAGCGGAGCCAGAAUGAAUCGCGCCACUGAAACUGGAUACUGGAAAACUACUGGGAAAGAUAGACUUGUUACUUAUGAUGAAAAGAUUGUUGGAUCAGUUAAAACGCUUGUUUUCCACCUAGGUCAUCCCCCGCGAGGGCAGAGAACUGAUUGGGUAAUUCACGAAUUCAAAUUUGAAGAUAAAGAAUCUAUUGAUGCGGGGUUUUCUCAGGAUUCAUAUGUGCUUUGUAAAGUAUUCCAGAAGAGUGGGCCAGGUCCCAAAAAUGGUGCACAGUACGGAGCACCUUUUAUUGAGGAAGAUUGGGAUGAUGACAAGAUUCCUGCUGAACCUUGUCCAUUAGAUGUUUUUCCGGCUCCACCCGGACGGCCUGAUAGUCGGAGCAAAUCAGUUGUGACUGGAGUGGUGGACCCAGGAAGCACAUCUGACUGGCCUUCAAGUGAACUGAGUCUAUCUCCUAUUCGGUCUUCUAUUCAAAGAAGUCCUUUGGAUGAGCCAGAUGAUGAGGAGUUGCCUGGUGAACCAAAACCGGCCAAUGUAUCCCCUAUCAGUCGGAUGCCUUCAGAUCAGCUAGAUGAUGAGGGCGUGCAUGGUCAAUCGAAUCUGUCCAAUAUUUUUUCUCCUCUGCCUAUACUGCCUGAGGGACACUGCAUGGUCAAACCUGGUCCAGGUCCAUCUAAUGAUCAGAUGUGUACCAAUGAGAUGCCUCUUGAUGAGCAAGAUGAUGAGAUCUUUAGUCUAUUAGCCCCUUUCACAGAAGAUACUUCCUUGCUCUCUGCUGGCGAUGAGACUAAACAGAAUCUUGAGAACUUUAACCAAGAUGUAAAUGCUCCACCUGCUACUUUAACUGAUGGGAAUGAUAUAUUUGCUGGCCUUGGAGGCAUAGAAUACUGGGCAGGAGGUGGUCAGCCGGGAUCUGAUCUCUUUGCAAGUGACGGAGCUGAUUAUAGUUUUAACCCCAUGAUUCUGACACAAGAUUCUGCUUAUAUGGAGCUCAAUGAUCUUGAUAUCCCUUUAGAUCACUCUGCUGACACCAUUGGAACUGGACAAUUAGUGGCCAGCAACUUCUGUGCGCCAUAUAACUCCAACAUUGGUUUGCAGCAACCCUGUUUUGGAAGCAAUUCCAUGGGCAUAGUUCAAGAUUUUGGCGAACAUAAUCUCCCAAUGCUCCCUGAAAGUUACACUCACUCUCAACAAGUGAAUCAUUCUGACAUGGUUUACAAUUUUCAGAACGACGCAUGCCAGGGUUAUAAUGCUGCGACUAAUUUCAGUGUUAGCUCUUACACGCAACCAGAAGCGAGUAGACUCGAUGCCCAAAAUCUGGAAAGAGGGGUGCAGCAAAGAAAGUUUUAUUUGAGCGUAUUUGCUCUUUGUGAUGGUUCCUUCAUACUUGUCAAGGCUGAGGUGACUCUUGGGGUUGAUGGAUGCACUGACGACGCCUUGUCAGUUAUACUGGGA
This is a messenger RNA of Capsicum annuum, 1964 nucleotides long. Its product is annotated as NAC domain-containing protein 82. Gene Ontology annotation, molecular function: DNA binding. Lineage: Eukaryota; Viridiplantae; Streptophyta; Magnoliopsida; Solanales; Solanaceae. The record is from RefSeq and is a predicted model, not a curated record. Gene Ontology annotation, biological process: regulation of DNA-templated transcription.